UACAUUUUAAACAUUAUAUGUGUAUACAUCUGUAUAUGAAAUAAUUACCUGUGUUUUGUACAUACAUAUGAACAAGCAAGAUAACGGUACGUGAAUAACCCAUUUCGACGAAACGAAAAAUAAAAAUAUAUACAUUUAUACAUACAUAUAUUUGUGUAGAAAAGUGUGCGGCCUUAACAUCUCGAGUGGCUAAUAUUAGGGAUCGGUCAACAGGAAAAUUUACUAAGAAAAAUUUGUUAAGAUUUUUCGCCAUUAAAUCCAACGUAAGCAACAUGGCAAACACAGCGAAAAAGGAGCUAGAAGAGUCAUAUGUCACUUUAGACGAUCUACCAAUAACGUUUCAGGUGAAAUACCUUGGCACCGAAAUAUCAAAUGGCUUGUGGGGCAUAAAAUUCACACGCCGACCUGUAGAAACUUUGGUGAAGGCUGCGAAAAGUUCAACACUCAAAACACCUUUGCCACUAUGCAAUUUAACGGUAUCACUGGAAGGUGUUAAGGUGGUUAUAACAUCACCGGAAACGGAUAAGAGAAGUUGGACAUAUCCGAUACAUACAAUAUCAUAUGCUGUACAGGAUUUAAUAUAUACCCGCGUAUUCGCGAUGAUUGUGGUAAAAGACGUCGGUCAAUUAAAUCCCUGUGACAUGCAUGCAUUCGUAUGUGAUAGUCGCAGUACAGCACGUAGGAUAACUUUUGCAUUGUCAGCAGCAUUUAAGGACUUCUCACGACGCGUUAAACAAUUCGAUGAGCAAUCGACUAAACAUCGAAUUACAGAAUAUCGACAAAAAUUCGCCAUCGAUUUGCGUACGCCCGAAGAGCAGCAGGCGGAUGCCAGCGAAGAGACGGAGGCUUAGAUGUAGUGACAGCAUUGACGACUUCUUAAUGUGAUUCAUAUAAGCAAGGAUUAAGCCACAUUUUUUAUGUUUAAUGGUCGAUAUAUAGAUAAUAAUAUAUAGCAACCAAAUAGAUUUUUUGAGUCAGUAAACUUCCCAAAAAACAUUUAGUCUUAAAUGUAUUGAUAAUUAAUUUAAUUGGCUGGUGAAAAAAUAAAUGUAGUUUAUUUUGAAAUUUAUUUAAAUUCGAUUUGAGAAGUAUUUUAUAUAAAUUAUU
Ceratitis capitata (Mediterranean fruit fly) is the source of this 1107-nucleotide messenger RNA. RefSeq lists its product as uncharacterized. The transcript is spliced from 4 exons. Bases 273 to 851 code for a protein of 192 amino acids. The record is from RefSeq and is a predicted model, not a curated record. Lineage: Eukaryota; Metazoa; Arthropoda; Insecta; Diptera; Tephritidae.